AUGGAAUUCUUACAGACAAUUCUACGGAUAUGUAACUACAAAGGAGGAUACUAUAUGAGAUUGAACAAUCAAGGGUACAAAUACUAUGAUGACAUGAUUGUUGCUUGCGUCCAUGGUGCGUGGCGCUGUCCAUUCGAGAAUGACGAGUAUAUGCGACGUCGUUGGGAAGUCGACGGCUGCCACGUACGAAGUUGUCCCAAAGCAAGUGGAGCACCAUUAGAGGUGUUGCGAGACGGUCUUCUGGAUGUAUUGGGUGUGCAUAUUAGUAUUGAUACGAAAGGGAAUGCGUAUCAAGGUGAUGGUAAUGGAGAAGAUGCGUCGAAUGAUAUGAAGAAGGAGAAAUAUUAUGCGGAAUGGUGGUAUAUAUGA
This is a messenger RNA of Cooperia oncophora, 369 nucleotides long. The record is from the annotation of a GenBank genome assembly. NCBI's taxonomy places the organism in Eukaryota, Metazoa, Nematoda, Chromadorea, Rhabditida, Trichostrongylidae.